Messenger RNA from Aegilops tauschii subsp. strangulata, 1410 nucleotides. RefSeq names its product WAT1-related protein At1g44800. Gene Ontology annotation, molecular function: transmembrane transporter activity. Gene Ontology annotation, cellular component: membrane. The record is from RefSeq and is a predicted model, not a curated record. NCBI's taxonomy places the organism in Eukaryota, Viridiplantae, Streptophyta, Magnoliopsida, Poales, Poaceae.
GAUGGUGCUGCUGCAGGUGGGGUUCGCCGGCAUGUACAUCAUCGCCGUGGCGUCCCUCAAGGCCGGGAUGAGCCACUUCGUCCUCGUCGUCUACCGUAACCUCGUCGCCACCGCCGUCAUGGCCCCCUUCGCCCUCUACUUCGAGAGGGGACAGAGGCCAAAGAUGACAAUCACCAUCUUCCUCAAGAUCAUGGGGCUCGCAUUCCUCGAGCCUGUGAUUGACCAGAACCUGUACUUCAUGGGGGCGAAGCUCACCUCGGCGGGAUUCGCGACGGCACUCGUCAACAUCCUCCCGGCCGUCACCUUCGUCCUGGCCCUCCUCCUGCGCAUGGAGAAGGUGCGGCUGCGGAGCCUCCACAGCCAGGCCAAGAUCGCUGGCACGGUCCUCACGGUGGCCGGCGCGGUGCUGAUGGUACUGUACCACGGCCCCAUCGUGCAGUUCCCGUGGACCAAGGGCCAGCACCACGCCACCGCCAGUGGCCAGGGCGCCGGCGGCGCAGCCGACGCGCGGGACUGGCUGAACGGGACUAUCAUGGUCAUCAUCGCCUGCGUGGCCUGGGCGUGCUUCUUCAUCCUCCAGUCCAACACCCUCAGGAGCUACCCGGCGGAGCUGUCGCUCACCGUGCUCAUCUGCGGCAUGGGAUCCCUCAUGAGCGGCGCCAUCGCCCUCGUCGCCGAGCGCGCCAACACUCAGGCCUGGGUUAUCGGCUUCGACAUGCGCCUCUUCACCGCCGUCUACGCCGGCAUAGUGUGCUCCGGCGUGGCAUACUACGUGCAGGGCAUCGUGUCGAGGCAAAGGGGCCCGGUGUUCGUCACGGCAUUCAACCCACUCUGCAUGAUCAUAACCGCCGUCAUGGGCUCCAUCAUUCUCAAGGAGGAGAUCAAUCUCGGAAGUGUGAUUGGUGCAGCUAUCAUUGUUGGAGGCCUCUACUUUCUCAUCUGGGGCAAGAGCAAGGACGAGAUCAGCAAAGCCGGCGGCAGCAGCAAGGGCGCCGGCGAGCUGCCCUUAACCUCGGUGACCAGCGGCCAGGGCAGCGGCAGCGGCAAGCAAGAGCUCCGCAACGGCAACGGCGGCGGCCAUGUCUUCGGCGUGGAGACGCCGGCAGCCAAUGGCCACUACUAGUCAAAGGGAUCGAUCGGAGUAACUAUAUACUCCAAUGCAUACGAUCAUCGAUCCGUCUGUCUAUAUUUUCCUGGUAUAAUGCAUAUAUGGUCCAUCGAUCAUGUAUGGAGGCGAAUUUUUCCUGCAUUUUCUUCUUCUGGUCAGCUUCUCGCUAGCUACGAUCCAAUCAUGUCAUGUGAUAGUGAGAGAAGAUCAGCGAGUGGUGGCUGUAGCAAGUGUAACGGAUGAGACCAGUGAUGUACGUGUCCGGAUCGCUUGCUUAAUUUAAUCACGCCUGCUUUGCUUAA